Bombyx mandarina (wild silkworm) is the source of this 4223-nucleotide messenger RNA. RefSeq lists its product as uncharacterized. Gene Ontology annotation, molecular function: histone binding. Gene Ontology annotation, cellular component: nucleus. NCBI's taxonomy places the organism in Eukaryota, Metazoa, Arthropoda, Insecta, Lepidoptera, Bombycidae. The record is from RefSeq and is a predicted model, not a curated record. Gene Ontology annotation, biological process: positive regulation of transcription by RNA polymerase II; DNA damage checkpoint signaling.
CCCCGUGGAGUGCUAAAAUCGGCAAUCUGUAAUCUGGGAAUUAAUUAUUAAAUAAAAAUUGUUAUCAUUCUAAUCUAUAAUUAUUACAAUUCACAUUUAGUUCCACUAAGUAUGGCAUUAGUUUUUGCGGUCUUACUUUUCUAAAACAGUUACGAUUUUAAGUAAAUUCAUGUGACAGAUGUUCAUGUGUAGUUACGCGCCACUUUAAGCUUGGUUUCUGAAUUAAAAUCCAACAUCUAAUGGAGGGAUCAUCCGACAGCUUACCUGAAAUGGAUUCUGGGCCUCAAGAAACAGUUUCUACCUCUGAACCUGUGGUGACCGAUACUAUUAUUAUUUCUGAUAGUGUAAUGGAGAAGCCUUCAGAUAGCUCACAAAUUUUGUUUCCGGAAAGUCCUGUUUAUGAACCUGAAGAGAUUGAGCUUGUUUCAAGUACGGCACCUGAUGAAGACAAGAAAGAAAAAUCAGAAGAUUGUCUAGAGGAGCUGGCUAUGACAAAAAGAAAAAAUUCUGAUGAAUUAGUCCAGAGCAGCCCUAAAAUACAAAAACUGGAACUUGUUGAAGAUGAAUUUGCAGUUUCCUCUCAAACUUUAGACGAUGAAGUUUCUGAAAUAACACGGUCUAAAAGAUUGUGUGAUAACUUAGAGCUACCUUCAACAUCUCGAGUUCGGACCCCAGUCCGAUCCAGCCCAAGGCUAUUAACUAAGAGGAGCAAUAGUGCUGACAUAGUAAAAACUCCUAAAACUCUCAAAUCUAGACCUGCUAGUGUUGAGGUCACGAAAAGUACUCCAAAAAAGAAUCUACAAGCUAACAUAGAAUUAAAGUACACAGCUGACAGGGUAACUUCAAGACCGAGCAUUGAAUUUGUUAAAGAAAUACCACCACCAAAAGUACCAGACACUAUACCCGAGAUCCCAGAAAGCUUAGAUGACUCACAGGGCUUGCACUUAGAAAUGUCUCCUACUCCUGAUGAUGAGAAUGUUAAAAUCAAAUACAACAGUGAUCCUACUCUCAAGGAUAGUGAUGUAGCCAUGAAACCCGCAAAAGUACAAAAAGCAAGUAGUGAAGGAAAUGCUUACUCAGAUAAUAACAUGUCAAUACCCAGAACGAAUUUGAAUUUGAGUAAGACCUCUGAUCUGGAAAGCACUGACAGUGUUUGUUCAAUGAACUUGGAGAGUCCCGAUCACAUCCCUAGUGCGGCCUCAAAACUCAUCUCGAAAUUAUCGAAUGGCAACUCUUCUACACCGACCGACGCGACUGAAGAUAGCGAUUGCACUCCUGAUAUGGUAAAACUGAAUAACAUCAAAGGGAAGCGCCUUAAAAAUGAAUCAUUCCGUGCGAGUAAUACUACCACACCUUCAACGAUAUCGCCACUACAGAACGGACAUUCGCUACCUAUUUCAACUCCACAUGUACCAGCUUUCGACGUCCACAUCAGUCACAACGAAGACAAUGAAUUUUUAUCCCUAUACGUUGUCCGAACUGACAAUGACUUAGGCAUGGACAUGUGCAAAGAAUACCAAAGGAUAUCCAAGCGUUUCACCAUCGAUCCUUACUUAGCGGACGUUUCAGUCAGUAACUCCCCGUCAAGUGUUACCAGCGGGGGAAUGAUUAAUUUGCCUAACAGGACUUCUUUUGCUUCCACUGUCAGUUCAACAUCGACGUUGAGCAGCAACAGAACCAGUGACGGAGCCUUCGUGGUGCCACAUCCUCCAAGGAAAUCCGUAUCGAAUCCGACAUACUCAAUCAAGGGAUAUGAUGCACUAAUGAAGAAGUUACAAGAGAUAUUUUCGCAUAUACGCGAAGUAUCUGACGACGGCGGUCGGUCGAUAAGUGACGACAAAGUGUCGAUUGCCGUACAGACAUCUCUUUCCACGGAAAGCAACAUGAGUAAUGGCAACGCUAGCCCUGAAGAGGUCAGCAAAUGUGAUAAAACCACACCGAAAAGUUCUUUGAAGAAAACUCGGGUACGAGGUCGACGACCUAUGGCGGCGAAGACGAAACGAGCAAUACUGCCAACUCAGCCAGAAGAAGCAGAGUUUAUGUACGACAUGAAUUCCCCGGAAAUGGUCCCCAGCAACGGGGACGGAGGACAUUCGCCAAAAUCGCCUAAAGACGAGAAACCGCUGUCCUCUAUGGUCGCGACCCCGAAAUCCGUAAGCAAACUGAAGCAGAAACGUCGACCGAACUCCCCACGACCAGCGACUCCUGUAGAUAAAAUGAUGAAGCAAGAAUACCCCGGUCACGCCCCGGAUACAGUGGUGUUGGCGAAGUGGGUGGACAAACGGUAUUAUUCCGGCAAAGUAGUCGAGAUAACAGAUUUGAACAAAUAUUUGAUCAAAUUCGACGAUGGUCAAACGAAGGUUCUACUUGACGAUUUCAUUAUCUUUGGGGACAUGAAGACUCUGCCUCUUACCGGACAGCUGGUGUAUGCUGUGGUCGACGAAGAACAGAACUACGAGCCGGGUUUGGUUCUUGGCGUCGAAGAAAACGACAGUGGCACUAUUACAUACAAGUGUGCCACAAACGGUGACACCCUAGUCGUGGUAACAGCCAGCGAACUCUAUCUAACGGAGGAACAAGCCAGAGCUCUGAAGGAUGCCGGCAGACCACGGUCACCGACCACUCCUAACACGACCCCUCGCAGGAGAAACCACAGAGAAUUGGACUUGGAUAAUAUUAUUCAGGGCCCGCGGAGUGCUCGCAGCAGAGACAAAGGAAGCUCAAGCGCCAGGAAACGAGUGGCUUCACCUAAGAGUCCUAAAGCCUCUACGUCAGGUAAAAAAAAAAGAGCUGCGAUAGCCGCCCAAGGUGGAUGUGCCUUGGAGAGCGUGACCGUGGGCGAACUUCGCUCAGGGUACUCCGGAGCUAGGUCAGCGUGGGCNGAGGAAGUAGCGGGAGUGGAGCCUGAACUACAGCGGACUCCGAGAAAAAUUGAUGGUGUCAAAGCGGGCCCGUUCCAACUGAAAGGGGCCGCGAAACAGAACAUCGGUAAGAAGAACUCGAAGCUGACCAAGUUCGAGAACGACGCCGACACCGUCUCUCAGCUCGGCCCGAUACCGGACGGCGACCACAAGAUCUUCAAGGGAAUGUACUUCUUGCUGACCUGCGCGGCCACCUCGAAGCGAUCCCGAGUGGACAAGGAAAAAGAAAGAGAUAAGAAGAAAGAAAAGGAGAGGGCUGAUAACUCAACGGACGCCAGACAAUAUUCCUCGGAGGAAGACAGCGAGGCUCCGUCCACUGUGGGCACUGAUACAGAGGACUUUGAGUUCUCUACAAGACCAUUCAACAAGGAACGGUUGAAGGAACAGCUGGAAGCCGGAGGAGGAGUAGUGUAUAGUCACUUCGACGAGAUACCCAAGAACAAAUAUGCGGUUUGUAAGCUAAUAGCUCCCAGGCCAUGUCUAACCGCGAAAUACAUACAAUGCCUGGCCAGUGACGUUAGAGCCGUGCUACAUGACUGGGUCAUUGCGAGUUGCUCCAGAAAGAUCUUACCUGACGUUGAUGCCCACGCGUUGCCCGCCGGGCUUUCAGUUCUACACAGACGCUACAUCACAUGGGACCCGCCGGGCGAAAGGCGAAACGCUACCUUCUUCAAGGACAAAAUCAUUCUUCUGUGCGGCGAUCAGGACACGUUCGUUAAAUUCUGGGAACGUGUGUGCAACCUGACCGGGGCGACCACGCGCGUCGUCAACGAGGAGGACCUCAACAUGACCGGCGCGUUCGUCCUGGUCACCGAUUGGGAAUGUCCACAUGAAGUCCAGAACAAAGCCAACCAGGACGGCAUACCCCUGGUCUCGACACACUGGGUCAUCGAGUGUCUCAUCCAGGCCGAGAUCGUUGACCCCACCUGUCACGAUUCGUUUUCAUUUAUGUAUACGGAGCCAGAAUGAUCGUGGGACUUCAGAAAGUACCUCAUAAUACGUGAAAAUUGACACUUGAGGUGAUUCUGUGAGUUUGUGCGUUUCUAUAAAUAGCUACUAUGAAAAACAUAAAAUACUAUAGUGAUAUGCGAGAAGUAUCGGUGAUCGUUUUCAAUAGAAAAGUGUUGAAGAGAUUUAGUGUGACCAAACGGUAAAUUUAGAUUAGGAACAGAGGCUGUUGACAAAUUAUCCUCAUUAAGAUUGACUAUUAACUCUAUAAUUGACUACUAUGAUAAUAAGUAUACUUAAUUAUGACCUCAAUGUUAAUUGUAAAUAUUACUCUGUAUUAAUUGUAAUCGUGAA